Penicillium odoratum is the source of this 765-nucleotide messenger RNA. It is a transcript of the gene yth1, whose product is annotated as cleavage polyadenylation factor RNA-binding subunit YTH1. The transcript has a single exon. The coding region runs from base 1 to 765 and encodes 254 amino acids. Gene Ontology annotation, molecular function: RNA binding; metal ion binding. The record is from RefSeq and is a predicted model, not a curated record. NCBI's taxonomy places the organism in Eukaryota, Fungi, Ascomycota, Eurotiomycetes, Eurotiales, Aspergillaceae.
AUGACAGUCGACGUGCGUAGCGCCGCCGCAAGCAUUCUGUCCGCCGAGCCUACGCGUGACCCACGCUACGAUGACUUUUCCUUCACACCCUUCCUCCGAAAAAGCUUCGGAUUUGGCCUUGCGAGCGAUGUGCCUGUCUGCAAGGCAUACGGCGAGGGACAUUGCCCACUGGGCCCAGCCUGCCCAGACCGACACCCGACUCCCUCUCGCGUCACCACGUCCACGACUACCGCCUCCGGUCUGGCCCCUUCUACAACACACGGGUCCCUGGUCUGCAAACAUUUUCUCAAGGGUCUCUGCAAGAAGGGAGUGAAGUGCGAGUACUUGCAUGAGUAUAAUCUUCGCCGCAUGCCCGAAUGCCAGUCCUUUUCGCGAUCCGGCUACUGCCCCAAUGGAGAUGAUUGUCUAUACCAGCACGUUCGGGAGGAGGCUCGACUCUCACCCUGUGAACACUAUGAUCGAGGAUUCUGUGAGCUUGGACCUCUUUGCGCUAAGCGGCAUGUUCGCCGUCGUCUAUGCCUGUUCUACCUAGCCGGGUUUUGUCCCGAAGGCAAGAACUGUCCUGAUGCGCAUCCCAGGUGGACAGAAAACCUCCCUCGCCCUACAAUUCGAACAGAAAAGACGGAGGAAGAACUGGAACAUGAACGAACACUUAUCAGGGAAGAACAAGAGCGCGAGAAGGAACGAGAACGUGAAUGGCGCAGUGAACGCGGACGUGGCGGUGGAUUCAUGCGAGGGCGGUAUCGGGGGCGAGGCAGGGGCUGA